AUGAUACUUGGAUUCCCUGCGGAAGGAUAUGCAUACGGCAUUGGCAUUGCAUAUCAAGUAGUUGGACGUAGUGCUGCUUACAUGUUUACGGCUCUGUUCAUUGUUCCUGUCUUUCACCCGUUAAAAUUGACAAGCGUGAAUGAAUAUUUUUGUUUACGAUACGGGAACAAUGCUGUUCGUUAUAUGACUCUAAUUGCUGGAAUGAUAUAUAGUUUAUUCUACAUGGCAACAGUGAUGGUUGGUACAUGCGUUGCUCUCGACGUCGUUAUAGGAAUUCCUUUCUGGGGGACAAUACUUAUUUAUACUAUUGUCACUACAAUAUAUACUUCAGUUGGCGGUAUUAAGGCCGUAAUUUGGACAGAUUUAUUUCAGCCUACAAUAAUGCUAACUGGAAUGACAGCUGUUCUUGUUAAAUCAACAACUGAUACUGGAGGAGCAGAAAAAGUUAUUGAAUACGCAAAAGACAGGAUCGGUUCGACAGACUUCAGAUCUGAUCCAACAAUCCGUUACCAGGUUUGGAGUACCUCCUUUGGAUCAUUCAAUGCAUUUCUGUACGUAACACUUAUGCAGCCAGCAAUGCAAAGAGUUUAUUCAACACCAACUGUUCAAACUGCACGUAACCUGUAUUUUAUAUCCACGCCGUUUUAUUGUGUCUUUAUGUUAAUGGCAACAUUUGAAGGUGCGACUAUAUUUGCCUACUACAUGACAAAACGAUGUGACAUUUUAGGCGCGGGCGUUGUAGACAACAUCAAUGAAAUUUUGCCAUUUGCUGUCCUGGAUCUUUUUCAAGACUUACCCGGAUUAGCAGGAUUGUUCACAGCUUCUUUAUCAAGUGCAGCUCUCAGUACGAUGUCAUCAUUGCUCAGCAGUCUGUCUGCAGUAACAUAUGAAGACUUAUAA
Messenger RNA from Mercenaria mercenaria, 900 nucleotides. RefSeq names its product sodium-coupled monocarboxylate transporter 2-like. The transcript has a single exon. Bases 1 to 900 code for a protein of 299 amino acids. NCBI's taxonomy places the organism in Eukaryota, Metazoa, Mollusca, Bivalvia, Venerida, Veneridae. The record is from RefSeq and is a predicted model, not a curated record. Gene Ontology annotation, biological process: transmembrane transport; sodium ion transport. Gene Ontology annotation, molecular function: symporter activity. Gene Ontology annotation, cellular component: membrane.